Messenger RNA from Cutaneotrichosporon oleaginosum, 2377 nucleotides. RefSeq lists its product as uncharacterized. The record is from RefSeq and is a predicted model, not a curated record. NCBI's taxonomy places the organism in Eukaryota, Fungi, Basidiomycota, Tremellomycetes, Trichosporonales, Trichosporonaceae.
AUGCCAUCCCAACGACGCCGAUUGGUGGGGGCAGCGGCUCUUCUCCUCGUGCCCCUCACCCCAUUAGCGCGUGCUGCCGACAUGCCCUUCCUCCAAACAGUUUACGCCGCCAGCGCACAAUGCACUGUCGACGGUAGCAACUGGAUCCUCUACCUGGGCGACCAGACCGCACCGUACGCGUGGGAUGCGGCCGCCAGCCCCGAUGGUUCAGCGUUCCGCGAUCGCGCACAGCAGAUGCACAUCCACACCACCACGCCCAUGCAGAGUCUCACCUGCCAGCUCUACGGUACGCGUAUCAGUGUCCUCGGUGGACUGCAGUUGGCGGGGGGCGUGAAUGCAGCCGACCCAAACUUCUUGAGCAUCACACUCGACGGGCAACCCGUCACGCCCGAUGCUCUAACUCUCACCCCGGCGAAUGAUACCUGGAAGUCGACCGUGCUACAGGCUCCCCCGCCCAACGCAGCGCCCCUCACGCCUGGGAUGCAUACGCUGCAGAUUCAAACAGGCGCGUCCUUCCAUGGCGCACUCAAGAUGUGGGGCAUGGUCGCUAACACAUCGGUUCAAACAGCUGGCUGGAAGCCGUACAGCGCCCCGGGUGUCGGCUCCUCUACAGGUCACGAGCUGCCCUUCGUCUUCAACUCGUCCGUUGCAAGCACAAUGUACAACUGGGGAGAUCGUGACCCGGGGGUCCACAACUUCGGGCUGCAGAAUGUCUCGUCGCCCGAGAUGGCUGUCGCGGUGCGGGAGAAGGCCGAAGCGACAGUGAAUUUGCCGAAGAACUCGUCGUAUCUGGUCCUUCAUGGCUACAGCGGACCCAACUACGGGACACUCUGGCUCGACAUUGAGCCUGCACCGCCAGGCGUCUCGACACUGCCAGUCGAGCGCAACACCAACAAGCCAUGGCUCGUAUACGACACACUCUUCGAGGUCCCGCUCGACCCAACCGCGGAAUACACCGUCACUUACACCACGAAGGAGGGCGCCCUCGGUGCAGGCGUGUACCUUGCCUCGACAGGGGUGUUGGAGUAUCAGGAGAAUACGCUGAAUCCGUUCACGGGUGGCUGGAAGGACGGGACAAAGCCAAAGAAGAGGAAUCUUGGUCCGUUCAUCGGGGGAGCUGUUGGCGGUGGCAUCGGGGCUAUCUUGCUCGUCGGCCUCAUCGUCUUCCUCUGGCGCCGCCGCCGUGCUGCCAAGAAUCAGCCUGCCAUCUCAGCCUCCGAGGAAGGCUCGUCGGACGGCACGCUGGGCGAGAGCGACGCGAUGCUCGAGAAGGAUGGGAGUGCGCGCGCGUCCCUCCGCCCUUCUAGCAUGGGCGGGCGGCCCAAGUCGGGCGUGUCGGAUCGUCGCAAGUCGGAGAUGGCGAUGAUGCUCGAGCGCGACAAGCGCAAGUCGGUUGCAUCGACCAAGUCCGGCCGAAAGUCGCGACGCCAGUCCGAGAUGCCAGCUCAUGUGCUCUCCGGAGACUACCGUAAGGACCUUGAGUCCUGGCUUUUGCCCAGCGGCGCGUACUCUGGCGGAGCGCUGCGCCAAUCCCGGCCAAUCUCCAGCACAUCGGGGAGGGGGUUGCUCGACGGUCUCGCCGUCCCUGCGCACCCGCUGCAUUCGCGGCCCAUCUCUUCCAGCUCGGGGCGGGGUCUGUUGGAUGGCCUCAACGUGCCCCCCAAUCCUCGCAAUUCGCGGCCAGUAUCUUCGCCCCCCGGGCGAGGGCUUCCACCCCUGGACAUCGCCGCCGCUGCACCAGCUUCUCCACCUCCAAACCUGUCGCCAGUCGAACAGACCCUCGCCACGCUCACUGGCAAGUUGCCGCAGUCGCCGCCGCGCACCCGAGUCGCAUUGCCGCCUGGAGCCGAGGAGCCAGCACCUGCCCCCUUCGCUGUGCAACAGGCAGCGUCUCCAACCGCGUCUGGACCACCGCUGUCCUUCCCGACACCGACGCCCGCCUCCCCCACGGCUGCAGGGCCACCCACACACGCGCCGCCUUCUUCGCCGCAGCCACGAAGCGAGUCCGUCGCCUCUCAGGCGACAUUCUUCUCUCUUCCCGACGAGUCGAUGGACGCUGGCGACACGACAGUGGGUUCGGAGGGCUUCUUCAGUGCUCAGUCGCAUGCGGCGCCCGUGUUCUUGCAGCCCAACUCGUCCAGUUCCCGGCCGAUGAGCCGCCAAGCGAUACCGAAAGGAGGUGCGUCCGAGGCCGAGGUUAUGGACGGCCAUAAGGCGGCGGUCGACGAAACGCAGUACGUUCCCGGGACGGCGAUGUAGAUGGACUUUUGAGUGGUUGGACUCUGCUGGAUGUGAUGGACUUUUGAGAAGAAGCGAGUGGCAUUGAUAUAGUGCUUGGUAGUUGCGAUGCGCGACGCUGCAUUGCGAUGAGAUCUAC